UAUAUAUCCUCAUAUAUCUUCCUAUAUUAAUCUCUACAUAAUUUUGUAUCUUCUUUUUUCUUCAGCACACAAAUCACAUAAUAUUACACAUCUAAUAUAUAAAUAUGUUGGACUUUGUUAGGCCUAGUAAGAACAACAUGAAAUGUCCAUGCAAUCAUGUAACUUUGACCGAUGAACAACUAGCCAAAGUUAUAAUGAAAUAUGAUUCCAAUGGCGAUCGUUGCCUCAACAAAGAAGAUUUGAAAGAUUUGUUCAAGCAGCUGGGGUCCACCUCCCCGCGAUGGCGAGCAGCUCGAGCGCUGCACCAUGCCGAUAAAAAUGGUGAUGGAUAUAUCGAUAUGGGGGCGGAGUUGGAUCAACUUGUCAAGAGCUUACGGGUUCAAUCCUUGGAAACAGCCUCCAGCAGAAAUGCAAGAUAAGGCUGCGUAUAAUACACCCUUCUGAUGAAUCCCUUCUCCGAACCCUGUAAAUAGCAGAAGCUUUAGUGCACCGGGCUGCUCUAGUUUUGUUGGAGCUACUAGCAUUACAACAUGUACUAAUGGAUGGGAUGUAGUUUUAACUUUACUCCAUCAAUAGCUUAGCCUUUUCGUCAAG
Molecule: messenger RNA, 594 nt
Organism: Capsicum annuum
Lineage: Eukaryota; Viridiplantae; Streptophyta; Magnoliopsida; Solanales; Solanaceae
Product: polcalcin Jun o 2-like
Exons: 2
Coding region: 105-419 (104 amino acids)
Molecular function (GO): calcium ion binding
Source: RefSeq, a predicted model, not a curated record